Messenger RNA from Serinus canaria (Common canary), 2192 nucleotides. It is a transcript of the gene PIN1, whose product is annotated as peptidylprolyl cis/trans isomerase, NIMA-interacting 1. The coding region runs from base 21 to 491 and encodes 156 amino acids. The transcript has 4 exons. NCBI's taxonomy places the organism in Eukaryota, Metazoa, Chordata, Aves, Passeriformes, Fringillidae. Gene Ontology annotation, molecular function: peptidyl-prolyl cis-trans isomerase activity; protein binding. Gene Ontology annotation, cellular component: nucleus; cytosol. The record is from RefSeq and is a predicted model, not a curated record.
GUGGGCAGAGGGAAGGGAAGAUGGCGGAGGAGGAGAAGCUGCCCGCGGGGUGGGAGAAGCGCAUGAGCCGCAGCUCCGGACGGGUGUACUACUUCAACCACCUGACGAACGCCAGCCAGUGGGAGCGGCCGAGCGGGGGCGCGCGGGCGGAGCCGGGCCGCGUGCGCUGCUCGCACCUGCUGGUCAAGCACAACCAAUCGCGGCGGCCGAGCAGCUGGCGGCAGGAGCGCAUCACCCGCUCCAAGGAGGAGGCGCUGGAGCUGAUCAACGGUUACAUCCAGAAGAUCAAAUCAGGAGAGGAGGAUUUUGAGUCUUUGGCUUCGCAGUUCAGCGACUGCAGCUCGGCCAAGGCCGGAGGGGACCUGGGAGCGUUUGGGAGAGGGCAGAUGCAGAAGCCGUUCGAGGACGCCUCGUUCGCGCUGCGGGCCGGCGAGAUGAGCGGCCCCGUGUUCACGGAAUCCGGGAUCCACAUCAUCCUCCGCACGGAGUGAAGUGCCUUGGGAGGGCCGGGCCUCCUGGGAAUUCCAUGGGAACGGGCGGGAAUCCCUGGGAGCCCGGGGGAACCUGUGGGGAUCUGCGGGAAUCUGUGGAAGUCCUCAGGAAUCCAUGGGGAUUCAUGGGAACCUACAGGAAUUCAUGGAGAUCCUGGGGAAUCCGUGGAGAUCUGUUGGAAUCUGCAGAGAUCUGUUAACUCCUCGGGAAGCCAUGGGAAUCCACAGGAAAUCCACGGGAAUCCUCAGGAAAUCCAUGGGAAUCUAUGGAGAUCCAUGGGAAUUCACAGGAAUUCAUGGAAGUCCAUGGAAAUCUAUGGGAGUCUAUGGAAACCCUCAGGAAUUCAUGGGAAUUCACAGAAAUCCUCAGGAAUUGAUGGGAAUCUAUGGAAAUCCUCAGGAAUUCAUGGAGGUCCAUGGGAAUCCUCAGGGAUCCACAGAAAAUCCAUGGGAAUCCACGGGAAUCCCACCCCGCGCUCCCCAAUAGGAACUCCAGACCCCACAACUCCUCCGUUGUUCCCUCCCGGGCGGGAGCAAAAACAGGGAAUUCCCACGGUUCUUUGGGAAUGUUGGGUCGGCCAGAGCCGCCUCCCGGCGGUCCCACGGUGGUGGCAGUGACAAUGGCAGCGAUGACGAUGGCCAGCAAUGACAGUGACAACAAGGACGAUGACAAUGACCAACGACAAUGACAAUGACCAGUGAUGGUGACAAUGACCAUGGUCAGCGGUGGUGACAGUGACCGUGACCAACAGUGACAAUGACCAACGGUGGUGACAAUGACCAUGACCAAUAGUGGUGACGAGUGACAAUGACCAUGACCAACAAUGACAAUGACCAGCGAUGGUGACCAUGACCAUGACCAACAGUGGUGACAGUGACAAUGACCAGUGAAGGUGACAAUGACCAGCGGUGGUGACCAUGACCAUGACCAACAGUGGUGACAGUGACAAUGACCAGUGAAGGUGACAAUGACCAGCGGUGGUGACCAUGACCAUGACCAACAGUGGUGACAGUGACAAUGACCAGUGAAGGUGACAAUAAUGACCAGCGAUAAUGACAGUGACCAACGAUGGUGAUGACGACGAUGACCAGCCAUGGCAAUGGCCUGCAAUGGUGACAGUGAUGAUGAUGACGAUGACGGUGACACCAAUGAUGACGCCACCCCCGAAGGUGCCACGGCCAGUGCCAGGCCAGGCCCCCUCCCCCACCCCCUGCAUGUUUAUUUAACUCUUUCCCGCUCUCUUCUCCCCAAAAAACGCCCUCAAUCCGAAGGCUCCUCUUGAUUCAAGCCAUUAAUUAAUUAAUUACUCGUUAAUUAAUAGCAGAAAUGAGGCAGCUCCCGUGGUGUCCCUUCACAGCAUCCGUCCGGAUUAUCCCGGGAAUUUCCCAGCACCGUUGCUUGGACUUCCAAAAAACAGCUGCCAGAUUUUUGGGGUAAAUUCACAGGAAAUUGGGAAAAAGUGGCCGCAGUUCUGUUUUCCCGCCCUUUCGGGGCCACUGGUUUUCAGUCUGGGGUGAAGAAAAGUUGGAUUUGGGGAGGUUUUUUCCAAGAUUUUUCGAUUCUGUCGUUUCUGCUUCGUUCAGUGGGAAAAAAACAGGAAAAAUCCCAAAAAUCCCAGCUUGGAUUGGUGCAAAAAUUCCCAAAAAAAGCUGUAAAGCCCCAGCUCUUUUCCUGCAGAAAUAAAUCCUCCUCCAGUGGAA